Messenger RNA from Archocentrus centrarchus (flier cichlid), 1956 nucleotides. RefSeq names its product dehydrogenase/reductase (SDR family) member 13b.1 (gene dhrs13b.1). Bases 564 to 1592 code for a protein of 342 amino acids. Lineage: Eukaryota; Metazoa; Chordata; Actinopteri; Cichliformes; Cichlidae. The transcript is spliced from 6 exons. The record is from RefSeq and is a predicted model, not a curated record.
AUUGUGACUUCAGCAUUAGAGUGGAUUUUUUUUUUUUUUAAAUGAAGUUCUGUCUCCAUCUCCUGCACCUGAGUCCACCUCUGCCUGCCACACAGCUGAUGUGUCAGCACUGAGCUCUCUUUGCUUCAAAAACAUGCUUGUGUUUCGAAAUUUUAGUCACUUGAUCAAGUAGUAUUUUAAGGCUGUUGGUUGGUGCAACUUUAACUCUUAUUGCCAUCAGAAUCAUCUGGAUGAUCGAUCAGUCUCAGUGAACAAAAAUAUUAAGUAUCUUAUCUGUGGACUGUGUUCAAAAUGCAGAGCAAAGUUUAAAAAGACCACUGUGAGAGGCUUAAACAAACUUGCCGUUCCUUCCACAGUUAACCGCAUUGGCCUGUCAGCAUGAGUCAUGUGGUCUGUCUCAGGCCUUUUAUGAAUUCCACUUCUGUCCUGCUGUAACCCGAUAACAGAAAGGACACAGUCACGCCCAUGCAGGAAAUGGGUGUGUUUGUUUAAACCUCAGAGCACAGAGUUAUAUCCAGCUGAACUACUCAGCCAGUUUGCAGUGAGACUCUCAGGCAGGAACAAUGUUCCUUCUACUGGUCUUAGGUGUUGUUAUCGGUGUUGCUUACAUUUAUCGUGAGAUCAUAGUGAAGGGAAAGAAAUGCACAAGCAAAACAAAGCUGCAUGGGAAAACUGUGAUCGUGACUGGCAGUAACACAGGUAUAGGGAAGACCACAGCCAUAGAUCUGGCUAAAAGAGGAGCCAGAGUGAUUCUGGCCUGUCGCAGCAAGCAGCGAGGAGAGGCUGCUCUUGAGGAAAUCAGCAGGGUGAGCGGCAGCAGUCAGGUGGUGUUCAUGCAGCUCGAUCUGGGGAGUCUAAAGUCUGUUCGCAGCUUUGCUGAAAACUUCCUGAAGUCAGAACCCCGACUGGACAUCCUCAUCAAUAACGCGGAUGAAUACAGAAAUCGGUCAUUGAGUCUGCAUUUUUUGGGAAUCAGGAUUCUGCUGUCCGCAGAUACAGGGAAUGGUGUUCACAUGCAGGGUCGCACAGAGGACGGACUGGGGCUGAUGUUUGGUGUCAACCACGUUGGUCACUUCCUGUUAACCAACCUGCUGCUGGAACGGCUGAAGGAGUGCGGACCAAGUAGGGUGGUCAAUGUGUCAUCUACGGCACACAACUUUGGAAAAAUAGAUUUUGACUGCUUGAACACACACAAAGCUCUGGGACUGGGGACUUCAUUCAUGGAGGUCCUUCAGUACUACUCUGAUAGCAAGUUAUGCAAUGUCCUCUUCACCCAUGAGCUGGCCAAGAGACUGCAGGGUACCAAAGUCACCUGCUACAGCCUCCAUCCAGGAGCUAUCAACUCUGAACUAUCCAGGAGCCAAAGCUCGGUACUGAAAUUUUUCCUUAAGCCCAUCACUGUUUAUUUCUUCAAGAACACUGAGCAGGGAUGCCAGACCACCCUGCAUUGUGCCCUCCAGGAUGGAAUCGAACAUCUUAGUGGGCAUUACUUCUCCAACUGCACAGUGAGAGAAGUCUAUGACAAAGCCAAGGAUGAUGCAGUAGCAAAGAAGCUGUGGGAGCUCAGUGAGAGACUGUGUGGCCUUGCAUAAAAACAGAUUUCUACUGAAUUCAAGAUUUCAGGUUUUCCUUGUUUCUGUAAUAAUUAUAGGUAAAGGCUUUACCUGAGUUUUAAAGGGUUUGCUGGCAUUUCCAAACGGCCCUUCACUGUCCCUACCCUCCUCUCAACCAGACAAGAGCCAGUCUGACUAGAUGGAUUAUCAGUUACUAUGAUUAAUUUGUUUUUACAGCACUGUUCAGAUGGUCACAUUGGUAAUUAUUCUGUGUACCGCGUGCAUUUGUUGUGUACACUUAGACAAGGCUAUGUCUGACUAUAUAGUUCAAAGAUGUAAUAAAACCUAAGAGAGUGACUAGUUUAUUUCUGAGUGACUGAUAUGAAUAAAAGUGAACAAAGAA